Dreissena polymorpha is the source of this 4445-nucleotide messenger RNA. Its product is annotated as transmembrane channel-like protein 7. Gene Ontology annotation, molecular function: mechanosensitive monoatomic ion channel activity. The coding region runs from base 133 to 2478 and encodes 781 amino acids. The record is from RefSeq and is a predicted model, not a curated record. NCBI's taxonomy places the organism in Eukaryota, Metazoa, Mollusca, Bivalvia, Myida, Dreissenidae. Gene Ontology annotation, cellular component: plasma membrane. The transcript is spliced from 17 exons.
GUGUUUUUUAACCUAAAUAUUAAUCGGCUAAUUCAUUUAUGCAUAACCUCGACUCGAAAGAGGUGUAGCCUUUUCUAUAAAAAGUGACAUUAAAAUCAAAUGACUAAUAAGCCCAGGUAAAGUUCGUAGAGAAUGGAUUGGAACGGUUCUAUACCUGCCUAUUCUACACGCAGCAGUUCUGACACGGACAACCAUGACAUUCGGCUGGACCUCAGCCUCAGAGAGGGCACUCUGUACAUCCCCAAGUCAGACGGAGGCAGGACACUCAUCAGACGUCGCAAGGGAUCUACGCGGACAUUGUCGUCCAAGAAGCGGUCAUCGUCGCGGAGAAAACGUGAGCUUGAUCAGCUGGAAGACGGCCAAGAUAACCACUUGCUUCCGAGUCUGCGCUUCCUGAAAAGAAACAAAAGAAAGACAUUAAGAGACAGGAAGUUUGACCUUUAUGAGGAGCAGUGCCAAAACCAGGAGGUCAGUACUGCGUUGGCUAGGCAGACCAGCCUUGGAGGGGAGCAGGCGGACGGGUAUGUGACCCCCAAACCUCCCUCCCGCAGUCUGUCCACACUCAAACGAAUGUCUAAGUUGGGGGAGUGGAGCAAGCCAAAAAAAAGAGAGCUGUUAAAAAGGCGAAGUCGGGAGUUUUUUUCCAAUUUUGCUGUUUGGUUGACAUCUUUCAAGGUCAUUGAAGGCAAGUAUGGCACUGCUGUGAUGAGUUUCUUCCGCUUCAUUCGCUGGCUCAUGUUCCUGAACAUCUUUCUGACGCUGAUCUGCCUCUGUGUGAUCCUGUUCCCGUUCCUGGCCCAGGGGUCAAGGUCAUUCAAGGACACUGCGGGGUUGUGGAACCCCACUGCAACCAAUGGGACUGACUAUCAGGGGCUGGCACACAACUGCUCAGCAGAGUAUGAAGUGUACACCAAGGACAAUUUUAACAGAGAAUCAACGUUUCAGAAAGUCUUGGAUGUUUUGCAGGGAACUGGGUGGAUGGAGCGCACAGUGUUGUUUUAUGGUUAUUAUCACAACAGCAGUCUACCCCAGGACGAUGGGGAUGUCUACGUCUACAAUAUGGGACUGGCAUACUUGCUCACAUUUGGGAGUUCAUUCUUGGUGUGCCUCCUGUUGAUUGUGCGCAGCUCUGCCCACUCUGUGAAGGCCACGUUCGGCAGGGAGAGUGCCGUGGCUGCCUACACCAACAGGGUGUUUGCAGGCUGGGACUACGCAAUCACCAAUAAAACUGCAGCCAAAAUCAAACAGGCAAACCUCUACUUUGAGUAUAAGUCAUGCCUCGACGAGGAGAUACAGAAUCGGCGCAGAGAGAAUCGCGAUGCCAAUGACACAGCCACCAUCACGUUUAUACGUAUCCUUGUCAACUGCUUUGUUGUGGUUCUUCUUGGUGCAUCCUUCUUUCUUGUCUACUUCACAACAGACAAACUGCUUGAGCUUCAAGAGCGAGACCUCAGUGAGAUCGUGCUGUUGAUUGUCCAAUACUUGCCUUACCUUACCAUCACUGUGCUCAACUUCGCCAUCCCAAUUGCCUUCCAGAAACUUGUCUUUCUUGAGGACUACUCACCCAAUUUUGCACUCAGGCUCACACUGUUCAGAUCCAUUCUUUUACGGCUGGCAUCCCUCGUUGUGCUGAUCAUAUCUCUGUACAGGCUUCUCAUCACCAACACUAAAGAAGUGUCAGGAUCUUGUGGCAACAAACUCUGGAAUAAAACAUCCCGCGAUGAGAAAGGCAGCAUCAAGUGUUGGGAGACCUAUGUUGGACAGCAGAUCUACAAGCUGGUCUUGCUGGAUCUCAUAGUGGAGACAUGCAUCAUUAUCUUUGUGCAGUAUCCACGCAGGUUAAUCUACAAUCAUUUUCACGGACGAUUUUCCUUGGUGAAGAAAACUGGACCAAAUGAGUUUGAUCUUCCUCAGAAUGUUAUUGACAUCAUUUACACCCAGACACUGUGUUGGCUGGGAAUGUUCUUCAGUCCUCUGAUCCCCCUGAUGACCCUCAUCAAGUGCUUCUGCUUCUUCUAUCUCAGAAAGUGGACGCUGCUGAAGAACUGUGCCCAGACAGAGAAGACAUACCGCACAUCAAGGUCCCACUCACUCUUCAUGUUUGUUCUGCUUGUCUCCUUCGUGUUUGCGUUUGCCCCUAUAGGCUACAUGAUCAGCAGCAUGAAGCCCAGUCAGAGCUGCGGUCCUUUUCGUGUGUACAGCUCUGAAAACUACACCAUGUUUGACUCUGUGUCCGACACUGUUGUUGAAUGGCCGUGGACAAUCAACAGAAUAUUCUUCUUUUUGGGAUCCUCGGGAUUCUUCAUUCCAGCAAUUAUUUUAUUGAUAUUACUGAUCUACUAUUUCUGGUUGUUGGGCAGAGGCUUCAAACAUCGGGAGAAAAUUCUCAGUGAUCAGCUGAAACUGGUCUCCAAAGACAAGCAGUUUCUACUAAGUCGGAUAAGUGAAGUUAUGGGUGCCACACAUACAAUGACCUGAACUGAUGUAGUGCUACUCUGGAUAUGCAUCUUCAUUUAUCAAAUCUUAUUUGAAGAAUCUUAUUUCCAAACAAAGGUGUUUUCAUUAAUUGUUACAAUUUUGUAAAAUGAUUGUUAUCAAUACUCUACAGUUUUAUACUUGUUAUUUUCAAACUUUAUAUUUUCUCAAUGCUCUGCAUUAUGUAUGCAUAAUUUUUAUGAUGUAAAUUAAUCAAUGUCUGUGGGCACUGUGAUAACAUUCCAGUUUGGAUGAUUCAAUGCAAUGAAAUAAGAAAGAAUUCAUCACAUGGUUAUGAAUUAAAAUGUGUUGGAAUGCCUUCAUACAAGUCCUUUAACCCAUUACCGCUUAGAAACAUAUUUUGAUGCUUAUACAGUCCCUUAAAAACUAAAAUUUAUUUAAAGACCUUCCUUACUUGAUUCAAGUUUUAAAGGCUUCAUUCCCAACUCUAAGAUACUGAUGAGCAUCAAGCAGCAUAAAACCUGAACAGACUGCAAGUUACUGUUCUGGUUUUAUGCUGUUUGCACAUAGCCAUUUUCCCUUUGCUUUUGAGUGGGAAAGGGUUAAAAACAUAAUCAGAUUAUUGCCAGAGAUGAUGAUACUUGCAGGCAAGACUUUUGUAGAGGAGAGAUUAUGCACACAUCUGUGAUCACUAUUUCUGACUGAGAUGUCUCUCUUACAUUACAUUCUCAUUGUUAUCAUAGGGGUGUCUGUAAUCUGCAUCAACCUGCUCUAUUGUUGUUUUGUAUAUUUAGUUACAUUCUGAAAUACUCAAAGGAAAAGUUGCACCACAGCACAUGCUGAAACAUUCUGUUAGUUUUCAAAUAUUUGUUUUCAGCUAUGACAAGGUAAACCCAAUUUAUAUUUUAUAUUUUUGUGUGUAUAUAUAUUUUUUCUAUUUAAACUUCUUAUUUUCUGUUGUGUAAGAUGUUCUUCACAUAAAAUCGUUUUAAUUGUUUUAAUAAGGUCAUGGAGAUUUUCAUGGUGUGUAUGGUUCCUAAUAUUAUUUUCAUCAUUGUGAUUAUGAUAUUACAUCUUAUAUAUAAUGUGGUUGUUAACAUAAUGGGCAUCUUGUUCUUUGUUAUGUAUAUAUGCAAUGCCAUUUUACAAAAGUCUGUGUAAUACAUACAGUGUGUAUAAUAACUGUAACAAAUGUUCUUAUUUCAUAUCUAAAUGUUUACGUAUUGCAUUACUUGAAACUUCCUCAAAUCUGUGCAAAACUAUACUGGUCACAUCAUGUUCACUUUGCACCACAUCAUGUUCAGUUGUGUAUGAGGGGUAAACAUUUUUUACUCACAUAUUGAAUGUUGCAUGAGAAUUAUCAAUAUAGAUCCGUGCCUUGAAGAUAUUUUUUAGAAUGAUCCAUGUAUUUCUGUACUCAAGCCGAGAUAUACCGGUACUGUUCUUUUGCAAUCUUCAUAAAUGGUACAGUAAUUUUGUCUUGCCUAGAAAUAGCACAUUGUUGUUAUGUAGUAACAACAAUUAACGUGUAUAUAUAUGUUUUAGUUCAUAAAAAUAAAAUAAUCUGGGAAAUCCAGGGCCAGUUCUAAAAACAUGUUACAUUCUUUUUUGUGUUUAAGGUUAAAAAUUAAGUAAUGAAUUUGUGUUGACUGCAGUACUGUUUAGCAUGUGAUGACAGCAAUUUUACAACCAAUAUACUCAGUUUUAUGUUAAAACUUCUGGAGCCAUAAUAGCUCUCGCAAUGUGUGUUAUUUCUUGAAAAUCCUAUAAAACAUGUUUGAAUAUGAUACUUUGUUUGUUACUAUGGACAUUGCACUCAUUGUUGCACUCAUUGUGGAAUUAAAAACAGCAGGUGUUUGUGCCAUUUUAUAUCUUAUAAAUAUGAUCUGUUCUUCCAUUGUCGUAGUGAUUUUACAUUUUUUGUAUUUUUAUUUAGUGCAUAUGUUUUUAUACUCUUGAUAUAUUCUAUGUAUUUACAUUUUAUUAACGAAUAAAUCGUUCAUUAACAA